AAAAAAGAAAAAUAGUAUAAGUAAUUAAGAAGAAAUCCAUACAAGAAAAAAAAAAAAGGAAAGUGCAGAGGUAGUUUCACGUGCCCAAAGGCAAAGCUAUGUGUACACUGUUUUGAAUUGAAUCGUAACUGUAAACGACAAGCUGUAGCGUUGUCCCUUACCGAUACCAUCAUAUUUUGGCGCUCUGUUUUUUCUUCUUCUUCCUCUUAUUUUUCUUUUUUUAAUAAUAAUAACAAUGGUUUUGUUUUCUAGUUUCUCAAGAAAAUAGUUUCCUUACAUAUUAUAGUUUCCCUAUCUCUCUUUCUUUACUUAUAUUCUUUUCUUUUUCAUUAGUUUUUCUGAACUAUUAUUGUAUUAGAAGAUAUGGGGCUUCUAAGCAGUUUCUUGGAACUUCUUGGUUUUGUAAUUGGACUCUGCAGUGGACUCUUGUUGGGUUUUAUUCUUUUCAUUUACAGAGACUCCAAUGAUAUAAAGGAUCCAAUUAUGAAGCCACUAAAUGAGCUAGACACAAGUUCUUUAGAAGAAAUCAUGAAUGAAAUUCCAUUGUGGAUGAAAACCCCGGAUAAUGAUCGAGUAGACUGGUUAAACAAGUUCAUCUUGGAAAUGUGGCCUUACCUCAAUAAGGGAAUUUGUGGCACUAUAAGAAGAAUGGCAGAACCUAUAUUCAAACAGUACAUUGGAAAGUUUCACAUAGAAGCAAUCGAGUUCGAGAGUUUAAGUCUUGGUACCCUUCCACUCAAACUUUAUGGUAUGAAAGUGUGUAAAACUAAUGAGAAAGAACUAGUCAUGGAACCUGCAUUGAGAUGGGCUGGAAAUCCUAACAUUAGUUUUACAAUAAAGUUGUUAUCUCUAAGACUUAAAAUUCAGCUGGUGGAUUUGCAAAUAUUUGCUGCACCGCGGAUAACUUUGAAGCCUUUGGUUCCCACCUUUCCUUGUUUCGCUAAUGUUGUGAUCUCAUUGAUGGAGAAGCCUCAUGUAGAUUUUGGCUUGAAAAUAUUGGGAGGGGAUAUCAUGUCAAUACCUGGCCUCUAUCAUUUUAUUCAGGAUACUAUUAAGAAACAAGUUGCAACCCUCUACCUAUGGCCUCAAACUCUUGUAAUACCUAUUCUUGAUGCUUCCUCAGUGGCUGUACAGAGGCCUGUGGGAAUCCUACAUGUGACGGUUGUUCGGGCAAUGAAGCUUUUGAAAAUGGACAUUUUGGGUACUUCUGAUCCUUAUGUUAAACUCAGCUUUAGUGGAGAAAGGCUUUCCGAAAAGAAAACUACUGUGAAGAUGAAAAAUUUGAACCCUGUGUGGAAUGAAAAGUUCAGGUUUAUUGUUAAGGAUCCACAACUUCAAGCUCUAGAGUUACAAGUAUAUGAUUGGGACAAGGUUGGUGGACAUGACAGGCUAGGAAUGCAGUUAAUUCCAUUGAGUCUUGUAAGGCCUAAUGAGACAAAGAGAUUCACAUUAGAUUUAGUGAAGAAUACAAAUGUGAACGAUCCUCAGAACAAGAAGCAAAGAGGCCAGCUUGUGGUGGAGCUUACCUAUGUUCCUUUUAGAACAAAUAGCAUCACAAUUAGUGACAAUGGAGAUGAAUCUAAUGAAAACAUGAGAAAUAGGAAAAAGAGUAGACUGAAUGAAGGGUCAUAUGGUAGAGCAGGUUUACUAUUGGUAACUAUACAAGGAGCUGAGGAUGUAGAGGGUGAGCAUCACAAUAAUCCAUAUGCUUUGAUUCACUUUAAAGGCGAAAAACGAAAAACAAAGAUGAUGAAGAAAACUCACAACCCCACUUGGGGUGAAGAAUUCCAAUUCAUGCUUGAAGAGCCUCCCUUAGAUGAUAAGAUCCACAUUGAGGUGUUGAGCAAAAGAACAGGCCUUCAAUUUCGAUCAAAGGAAUCGUUGGGGUACGUGGAAAUUAAUCUUAGUGAUGUUCUUCACAAUGAGAGGAUCAACAACAAGUACCACUUGAACGAUUCCAAAAAUGGGAAAAUACAUGUGGAACUAAGUUGGAUAACGGCUUAAAUGAUGUUAGGGAAUUUACUCUACACUAAUUAAUAAUAACUCUAUAAGAAAAAUUGAAUAGGGCUUUUGUUAGCUGAUUCAUUGCUCUUAA
Messenger RNA from Cannabis sativa, 2095 nucleotides. RefSeq names its product synaptotagmin-3. Lineage: Eukaryota; Viridiplantae; Streptophyta; Magnoliopsida; Rosales; Cannabaceae. Gene Ontology annotation, molecular function: lipid binding. Bases 364 to 2004 code for a protein of 546 amino acids. The record is from RefSeq and is a predicted model, not a curated record. Gene Ontology annotation, cellular component: endoplasmic reticulum. The transcript is spliced from 12 exons.